UCGCCUUGUGUUUUUGACAUAUAACUAAACUCAAUUAACUAUUGCAUCUAUCCUAACAUAAAACAAUCUGUACUUAGGUACUGAAUUUAAGAUAUCUACCCCAAGCAUACAUAUUCUACAUCUACAAAUAUGUCUUCAAUCAAUACUUCCGGACAAACAGAGCCUCCUCAUCUUCCGGGAUCCUUCCCAACAGACGACAUGACAUCUACAAACCAAGCCUCAGGUCUGAGCUCUACUGGCUCUCAGAGCCACCCGAAUAAACUACACAAGCGUGAAGACCCUAGAGGCUGGAGUGAGGAGGCAAGGGGUCUCGGCACCCAUCAACAUACAGAUUCUGGUGUUGGCUUACAAGAUCAGACUCCCUCUCAGACCCGUGGCCCCACUGCGACGAGAGGGCCUUACGAUUCAGAAAGGGUUUCCGCGCCGAGUCAAGCAACCGCGCCAGGCACAACUUCCGCCACCACAGGUCGGUCAACAGACCACUAUGGUGGCGAGAGCAAGCCCGGAGUGAUGACCGGAGCCUAUAGUCGCCUCGACAACAACAACGCCGAGAACAACCAAAAAUACUCUGUGCCGGCGACGCAAGAUUCUCGAGCCAACACCAGCAUCAACCAGCAUGACAGUGCAACAGGUAUUGGUGCUGUCGGGUCUGGAUCUAAUGCGGGCGCUGCAGGCUUGUCGAAUACUGUGCGUGAGCCAUCAGCAGACAGUGGCCACAACGUUGUCCGAAAUGGACUAAGGCAGACGAGCGAGCUCGAACAUACCGAUCCUUACUGGGGUGAGGUACCCCAUGGCACUGGCGUAUAUAACGGUGUUACUGGGCAUGGUAGCGCGGAGACACCUGUCGCCGGAUCUCUUCAUCCUCAAGGCUCUGAAUUAAACCAGGGGCAACAGCGGAUGUUCCCGCUUUCUACCGCAUCUAACCCCGCAUCUCACGCUACCUCUAACACCGUCUCUAACACCACCGCUCCUCACACCACCUCCAACGCCACCCACGAGGACACUCUCCCCCAUAGCGAGUCACGGUUUAAGGAGGUGCUACCCGAAGCAGGUGUUGGUGCCGGAGGCGCCCUCGCCGCCUCGGAAGCAGCUGGAAAGCGCCACGAUCACCAGCACGAGAAGGAUCUCAAGGAUCCCGCUCCCCAUAAGUACGAUGAAGCGGAUACCAAAAAGGAGAGCUUCAUCGGCAGUCUCUUCCAUCGCGAUCACAAGGACAAGCACGAAAAGGACACUACUAAGCACGAGAAGACGACAAAGGAGAGAGUGCCGAGCAAGGACGACACUCCCUUGAAUGAGCGCGAUGCUGGCUCUGCUCUUGCUGCCGCGACUGUGGCGUACGGUGCUCACGAGCGCAGAGAUAAGCAUGGCAGCAAGCACCACACGUCCACGUCAGGGGCGCAAGAUGACAAGGCGGGAGCGCUUUAUUCCCGCCCUAACGAGCAUGUUGAGACUCGUGCCCGGGACGGACAGCCCCAGACUCAUCAGUCUGGGAUACCUGUAGUUGCCAUUGGGCAUUCCGGACCCAGCAGCCAGAACACUGGAAGGGGUGUCAACGACACGUCUCUCACUCACGGUGACGCGACUAGUAGACAGAACCCUUCGGCUACUCAUACUACGGAUAACCAUCACUCCAACUUAGGGUAUGGAGCUGCUGGUGCUGGAGCGGGUGCGGGUGCCGCGUAUGCCGCACACAAGUACGCUUCCAGGGAGGACAACAACAACACGUCGUACCCGACAUCUGGUGAUGCUACAAGGUCGGCAGGGCAAGGGCACACCACUGGGGAGCCUGGAUUUGGGGCUGCUUCAGGCACCACCAGGUCCAACGCCGUUCCCUCAUCCCACGGUCAUUCUAUCCCAAUUGCCACUUCAACCACAGCGCAUUCUCGCGCCGACCCCAACAGACAAGGGGAACACAACGUCUUGAACGAUGGCACACCAUCAGGCAUCAACACCAACGACCAAUACGCUUCCAGUCACACCACCUCUUCUUCACCAUACACUACGCACGGCACCACAACAAGAGACAGCCCCGCCGGGGCCAAAGCCGGCGCUCUUGGCGCCAGUACAGGCGCAGCCACGUCUCGGGUCACUGGGAAGCGCCACUCCGUAUCAUCCAGCCAACAGGGCGCCAUCCCAGAGUCGUCGACGUCGACGUCGAGGGAAUCUGCUGGGCUUCCGCUCAAGCGCAUCCCAACCGAUGAAGAACUCGGCGACGCGAGGAACGUGCCUACAUCCGGCAAUGCGCGAAACACGACUUCCGCUACUGAUGGUCAUCACAGCGGUGUCAACACCGCCGCCUACACUGCUGCCGGUGCCGCCGGUGCAGGUGCUGCUGCGCACCACCACGCUCACGCUCACGACGGACAGUCUCACUCAACUUCCACAUCCGCUACGCGCGAUCACACCUCAAACACGUCGUCCACCACUGGCCUCCGGCAAACCACGUCCGGUGACUCGAGCCACGGCGGGCAGUACAACGUGCUGCCGUCUGGCACGCCGUCGGGGAUUAACCUUGAAGGGGAUGCUCACCACGACACUCACCACGAUGCCCGUCACCAGCCGCAUCAACAACUCCAUCACAACACCGGUACAAUUGCCGGUGCUGGUGUAGGUGCUGCUGCUGCUGCUACCGGCGCUACGACCACGCUGCCCCAUCGGGAAAAGUCGAGGCUGCCGGUUGCGGAAACUACGGCCAGGGGGGCUGAUAGCAGGAAGGAGUUAGGAGGUGCUGGUACUGGUACAGUGGGAGUAGGGUCAGGAGCGGCGAUCUUGCCGGUGGGUGCGAGGGCGGGAGACAAGGUGCUGCAUAAGUGCAGGAAGUGUGGUGAGGACAAUGAUAUCACUGGGUAUUUCCAGAAAUAAAGGCUUGUGUAUUUUGGUUAUGGCGGAAUUGGCAAGAUGGAAGAGGUUUCUAAGCACGGAAAUGGACGGGAAGGGAGGAUAGGAAAGGGUCAUGAUAGUUAUGAAGACAAUGUGACAUCAAAGUUGACGGGGAAUUAAUUCUUAUGUGAAGUAAUAGCCAG
This is a messenger RNA of Hypoxylon fragiforme, 3023 nucleotides long. RefSeq lists its product as uncharacterized. NCBI's taxonomy places the organism in Eukaryota, Fungi, Ascomycota, Sordariomycetes, Xylariales, Hypoxylaceae. Bases 130 to 2862 code for a protein of 910 amino acids. The record is from RefSeq and is a predicted model, not a curated record. The transcript has a single exon.